Messenger RNA from Jaculus jaculus (lesser Egyptian jerboa), 696 nucleotides. RefSeq names its product 6-pyruvoyl tetrahydrobiopterin synthase-like. Gene Ontology annotation, molecular function: 6-pyruvoyltetrahydropterin synthase activity. Gene Ontology annotation, cellular component: mitochondrion. The transcript has a single exon. The coding region runs from base 119 to 394 and encodes 91 amino acids. The record is from RefSeq and is a predicted model, not a curated record. Gene Ontology annotation, biological process: tetrahydrobiopterin biosynthetic process. NCBI's taxonomy places the organism in Eukaryota, Metazoa, Chordata, Mammalia, Rodentia, Dipodidae.
GGGCGCCGCCGGGCACUGGUGUCGCGCCUCGUGUCCUUCAGCGCGAGCCACCGGCUGCACUGCCCGUCUCUGAGUAGUGAAGAGAAUGUGAAACUGUUCGGGAAGUGCAACAAUCCAAAUGGGCAUGGGCACAAUUAUAAAGAUUGAUCCUGUUACAGGAAUGGUUAUGAACUUGACUGACCUCAAAAAAUACAUGGAGGAGGCAAUCAUGGAGCCCCUGGAUCACAAGAACCUGGACCUGGAUGUGCCGUACUUCGCAGAUGUUGUAAGCACAACAGAAAACGUAGCUGUAUAUAUCUGGGAAAACCUUCAGAAAUUCCUUCCUGGGGGAGUUCUUUAUAAAGUUAAAGUGUAUGAAACUGAAAAUAAUAUUGUUGUGUAUAAAGGACAAUAGGUUUUAGGGGUUAACAUUGUGGAAAGAUUAAAUUUAAUAUUUGAAAAAGAUGUUUGUUCUCUAGCAUAUUAAGCAGUCACCAUGUAAUUGUGUCUUUACAUUGUGUUCUGUAGUGCCUAAUCUAGUGAACUGACUGUAAUACCUGCUAUUGUAUAUUGGUACGUUUUUAAAAAUCAAACUUGUAUCCUGAAUGUGUUUUUUUUUUGGGGGGGGAGGAGGGAUCUGGGGAUUGAACCCAGGAUCUCACACAUAUAAAGCAUUCUGUCUGCCACUGAAUUACAUUCCCAGUCCUCUAAAUAUAA